GGGAAGGAGACGAACUCAAGGAAGAGUUGAUUCUUCUCGAAGAGAGAGCUCACCCCGUCAAAACCGCACCAGAUUGCUGUUGGGCGGAAGAAAUUAUCUUGAAACCUCUUGCCGCAAAGCAAAUGUAUAGUGGGACAAUCGCCUCAACCAAAGCAAUAUCACGAAACUUUUGUGGUAACCUUGGGUACAGAAGAAUAAGCUACACUCAUCCUAAGCUUUAUGAUCCAUUCCAUGUGCUUGGACUGCACAGGAGUGCAACCAAGAAUGAAGUAAAAACAGCAUACCUAAAGCUAGCAAAACAAUACCACCCCGAUCUCUUUCAAUUGGAGACGGAGAAGCGAUCGGCACAAGCUAAAUUCGUUGAAGUUCAGAAAGCAUAUAGGCACCUUGCAGGAAUACCAGACUCAUACCACAUGGACAUCAAUACUUUCCACAAGGUGCAUGA
Guillardia theta CCMP2712 is the source of this 445-nucleotide messenger RNA. RefSeq lists its product as hypothetical. The annotation marks the transcript as partial. The transcript is spliced from 2 exons. Gene Ontology annotation, biological process: protein refolding. The record is from RefSeq and is a predicted model, not a curated record. Gene Ontology annotation, cellular component: cytoplasm. Lineage: Eukaryota; Cryptophyceae; Pyrenomonadales; Geminigeraceae.